Molecule: messenger RNA, 1330 nt
Organism: Magnolia sinica
Lineage: Eukaryota; Viridiplantae; Streptophyta; Magnoliopsida; Magnoliales; Magnoliaceae
Exons: 3
Coding region: 106-969 (287 amino acids)
Source: RefSeq, a predicted model, not a curated record
UUUCAUGUCUCUCUUCGUACAACCACAGAAAAACCAAACAUAAGAAUAGAAACUGCAAACUCUCUCUCUCUGUCACUCAUCGAAGAAAAGAAAAUUACGGACAAAAUGUCAGGUGUAUCUCUCGCCGUAGCUCCCCGCACCGACCCGGCCCCACCUGGAACACCCACAACCAAACACCCACAAGAAACCCCCUCAAAGAACCAACAACAACAACGACAGCAACAGUCCGUUGUGGGAGGCGUGAUGGGUUCGCUCCGAGUAAUAGAGCUGCAGCUCGUUGCCUUCAUCAUGGUCUUCUCCGCCAGUGGACUCGUUCCCAUCCUCGACCUCAUCUUUCCCGCCUUCGCCUCCGCUUACCUCCUCGCUCUAUCCCGCCUCGCCUUCCCUUCCCACUCCACCUCCACGUCAGCAUCCUCAGCGGCUGAGAUCUUCCAAGGCAGCCGCUUCUUUCGUCUCUACGUCAUUGUGGGGACCACCAUCGGCCUAUUCCUCCCACUCGCGUACGUCCUCGGUGGAUUCGCGAGAGGGGACGAGCAUGCUGUUCGGUCUGCGACACCACACCUCUUCCUACUGUCAUUCCAAAUCCUCACCGAGAAUGUAAUUAGUGGGUUGUCGUUGUUCUCGCCGCCCGUGCGGGCACUCGUGCCUCUUCUUUAUACGGUGAGGAGGAUCUUUGUAAUCAUCGACUGGAUUGCUGAUGUCUGGCUCCACAAGAUCUUGCCUGCAAAUGCAGAAUUCAAGGACAUUGCAUGGUUUUGGUUUGGAAAGGUUUUAGCAGUCGCAAAUCUGCUAUAUUUCUCCAUCAAUCUCUUUGGGUUUUUGAUCCCUCAGUUCCUACCGAGGGCCUUCGAGAUAUACUUCAACGAGAGGGACGAGAUCUGUUCAAAGAUGGCUGAGGACAAACUAUCAGAGGCAUCUCAAGCACAAACACCGCAGCAAGAAUCUGAAGCGACUAAGAAAGCCAAUUGAUAGGUAGUUCGUUGCUAGCCUUCAAUCACGUGGUCUGGUUUUCUGUUCAUACAAGUGGGACCUACUGGUUAAGUAAUCAAGAUUAAUGGUUCCAUCCCACCUGUUAUGGAUGGACUGAUGGACUGCGAACUGAAACUCUUUUGGAGCACAAUAUCAUGCCAAUUUCAGUUUGAGAAAAGAUGUGACUUGGGGCACUGGUAAUGGGAUGGAUCAGGUGCGGCCCUUACUGUGGGGCCCAUGAUGUAUGUCCUAUAUAUCCACGGUGUCCAUCCGUUUUGCUAGAUCAUUUUAGGUCAUGAGCCCAAACAUGAAACGGAUCUAAGGUAGACCAUGCCCUAGUAAACCAUGGUGAUUAUUUAUU